This is a messenger RNA of Peronospora matthiolae, 501 nucleotides long. Lineage: Eukaryota; Oomycota; Peronosporomycetes; Peronosporales; Peronosporaceae. The record is from the annotation of a GenBank genome assembly.
AUGAACCCAGGCGGCCAACCCCCACACGGGUACCCACCGCAGCAGCCGGGGUACCCUCCGCAGCAGGGAUAUCCCCCGCAGCAAGGAUACCCGCCCCAACAAGGGUACCCGCCGCAACAAGGGUACCCGCCGCAACAGUGCCCGCCGCAGCAAGGAUACCCUCCACAGCAGGGGUAUCCACCACAGCAAGGGUACCCGCCGCAGCCAGGAUACCCACCGCAACAAGGGUAUCCUCCACAGCAAGGGUACCCUCCGCAGCCAGGAUAUCCUGCGCAACCAGGUUACCCUGUCCAGCCUGGGUACCCUGUGCAUGGACAUAAACACGGUCACAUGCCUGGUCACGCGUACGCUCAGCCUGCAUACGUGGCGCAGCCUGGUGUGCUCCUUGCUGGUGGAAUGAUGAAGCACGGGAAGUACAAGCAUGGGAAGCAUAAGGGGUACAAGCACAAGGGGUACAAGCACAAAGGGUUUAAGGCUAUCAUCUACAAUCUGGUCAUCUGA